CUCUCGACUGUGAUCGCACCAUGAUUAUUUACUAUAAACUGACAUUACUGACACUGGUACUGAGCUUUCAUCAACAAGGCCAUGCGAUCAUUGGAGGUCACGAGGCUGUGCCUCACAGCAGACCAUACAUGGUGCUUUUGCAGAUGAACAGCGCUGCUGGUCAAAGAGCCCACUGUGCUGGCUUCCUUCUGAAUGAGGAUUUUGUGAUGACUGCUGCACACUGCCAAGCCGAGUCCUACAAAGUUUUUCUGGGACUUCAUAAUUAUCAUGAUCAGAAUGGUGUACAGCAUGUUAAUGUGCCUGGGAGAAAUGCAUUUCCAAUGAAAGGCUACGAUCCAGUUAAUAUUAAAAAUGAUAUGAUGCUUCUUAAGUUGAGCACCAAGGCAAAGUUGAACGACAAAGUGAAACCCAUCGCUCUUGCUGACCGUGAUGAUGGAUCUCUGCCAAAAGCAUGUGUCAUUUCUGGUUGGGGAAGCACAGAAAACAGCAAAUAUAUGUCUGUCAAAUUCCUGGAAGUAAAUGUGACCCUGACUGACAAUGAGCUGUGUGCUAACACAAACAUGUACUGCUCUGAGGGUGAGAGAGAACCUGGUCAGGGAGAUGCUGGUGGUCCAUUGGUCUGUGAAGAUGGAAAGGCAUAUGGGGUGAUAUCCGCCGGCAUACCAAACCCAGAUGGCUCAACAAUUCAGGGUUAUACUAAGAUACCUGACCACAGAGACUCCAUCAAAGAACAUAAGGGAAAGUUACAUUCUCCGACAACCGAUACAGUAACCAUCAUUCCUGUUUCUAAGGAACAUCAUAUUUGUGUUAGAGAUGCUGAUUAG
This is a messenger RNA of Maylandia zebra (zebra mbuna), 824 nucleotides long. The record is from RefSeq and is a predicted model, not a curated record. NCBI's taxonomy places the organism in Eukaryota, Metazoa, Chordata, Actinopteri, Cichliformes, Cichlidae.